AUCGUCUUUUAUUUUGGGUUUCAUAAUCACACAUGUGGAAUUGCGCCUUGGCUUAUUCGGCAUAUUGAACCUUCGGCCUAAUGCGCCUCCUUUUUGAAAAGUCGGACAAACGGACCUUCGGACCAAUGGGUUCUUUUUUCGGAGCAUUGAACCGUCCGCAUAGUGGCAUGUCGAUCUAAUGUGAAAUAUUUCGGACCAUCGAGGAGUCGGAACAAUGAGGUGUCGGAAUUACGGGCAGGCCCCUGAACCCCAGCGUCACGCCUAGCAGAGCUGCAGGCGGUCGCACCGUUUUGCACACGAAGUUCGAGAUGUUCAAGAAGAGCAAGGAAAAGGCUCACCUCUUGACGGAGACCAUUCCCACAUAUUCCGCGGACAGUAAUCCAUACCAAGAUGGCGUUGACGGCGUCGUCAAGCAUUGCCAUGACAACAGCCGCGCCAAGGAGGACCGCGAGCGCGAGAGGAAGACGGCGAGGGAGAGGCUGUACGUGGUGUCGGUCAUCUGCCUCAUCUUCAUGAUCGGAGAGAUCGUGGGGGGGUACUUUGCGGGGAGCCUGGCGGUGAUGACGGACGCCGCCCACCUGUUGGUGGACCUCACCAGCUUCAUCAUCAGCCUCUGCUCCCUCUGGCUCUCGUCCCGCCCCGCCACGCACACGCUCAACUACGGCUGGCAUCGCGCUGAGAUCCUCGGGGCCCUGCUGUCUGUGUUCACCAUCUGGCUGGUGACGGGGGUGCUGGUGUACCUGGCCGUGGAGCGCAUCGUCAGCGACGACUACGUCAUCGACGGCACCAUCAUGCUCAUCACCUCCGGCUGCGCCGUCAUCGCCAACAUCAUCAUGGCGCUCACCCUGCACCAAUCAGGACACGGCCACUCCCACGGAGGGCUCAGUUCCCAUGGUCACAGCCACGCCCCGGGAGAGGACGGACACGCCAACCACGGCCACGGUAACCACGGUGACAAGGACGUGGAAGGAGUUGAGCAGGGGAAGCGCGCCCAGCAGGCCAACGCCAGCGUGCGCGCCGCCUUCGUGCACGUGGUGGGCGACCUCCUGCAGAGCGUCAGCGUCAUGGUCAGCGCCGUCAUCAUCUACUUCAAGCCCGAGUAUAAAAUAGCAGAUCCCAUCUGCACCUUCCUCUUCUCCCUCUUCGUCCUUGGGACCACGGUGACCAUCCUGAGGGACAUCCUCAUCGUCCUCAUGGAAGGUACCCCGUCGGGGGUGAGGUACGUGGAGGUCCGGGAGCGCCUGCUGGCGGUCAAGGGGGUGACGGCGGUCCACAACCUCCACAUCUGGGCCCUGACCAUGAACCAGGCCGUGCUGUCCGCCCACGUCGCCAUCGACGACACGGUGGACGCCCAGUCGGUGUUGAGGGAGAUGACCCAGGCCUGCUACCUCUCCUUCAACUUCCACUCUAUCACCAUCCAGAUGGAGCGUGAGGCCGACCUCAAGCCCGACUGCACACUGUGCGAGGACCCCGUGAAAUAACCCACCUGAACUCUAAGUACGCCCUUAACCCCCCUCUGAGGACCCUGUAAUGUCACCGACCUGCACUCUGUGUUAGGACCCCAUACACCUUGCCCUGGGUAAGGACCUCUUAAACCUCACUCUGUGUAAGGACCCCAUACACCUUGCCCUGUGAUGGGGACCCCAUAAACCUCCCCCCUGGGUAAGGACCUCUUAAACCUCACUCUGUGUAAGGACCCCAUACACCUUGCCCUGUGAUGGGGACCCCAUAAACCUCCCCCAUGGGUAAGGACCUCUUAAACCUCACUCUGUGUAAGGACCCCAUACACCUUGCCCUGUGAUGGGGACCCCAUAAACCUCCCCCCUGGGUAAGGACCUCUUAAACCUCACUCUGUGUAAGGACCCCAUACACCUUGCCCUGUGAUGGGGACCCCAUAAACCUCCCCCCUGGGUAAGGACCUCUUAAACCUCACUCUGUGUAAGGACCCCAUACACCUUGCCCUGUGAUGGGGACCCCAUAAACCUCCCCCUGGGUAAGGACCUCUUAAACCUCACUCUGUGUAAGGACCCCAUAAACCUUGCCCUGUGAUGGGGACCCCAUAAACAUCACCCUGUGAGGGGACCCCAUACACCUUGCCCUGUGUUGGGGACCACAUGAACCUCCCACCUGGGUAAGGACCUCUUAAACUUCACUCUGUGUAAGGACCCCAUAAACCUCGCCCUGUGAUGGGGACCCCAUAAACAUCACCCUGUGAGGGGACCCCAUAAACCUUACCCUGCGUAAGGACCCCAUAAACCUUGCCAUGUGACCCAUGCUUUGGGGAUGACUAAGGGGUUGAUUUUACACAAAUCCUCAUCACACGACCACAUUUAUAUGUUGGUAUUAGCGGAAUAGUUCUCAUUUAAAUCAUAAGUUAACGACUGUGUUUUUGAUAACUCAACUUAAGAGAAAUCCUCAAUAAAUGCAGUGGGUGAUUUCAUUUUCAACUUAUGAAAGGAAAAGUGCGGUGUUUUAAAUUAUGUUUGUGUGUAUACUCAUUUCAGUUUUGUUGAGUUGAAGGUAUAUUAUUUAGCUGGAACAGAACAAACUGUUUUAGUCUAGAUGAUUUAAGCCAUGCUUGUUUUAAAUGGGGUUGAAAUGGUCUCCGGUUUUCAGUUAGAAACUGAAAUACUCUUGGUACUGUAGCUAAAAAGGUACCAGUGGCAUUUUACCAUAUUUUAGCAUUUGGCAUAAUGUUAAGUGAAAAUAACGUUUUCUUUUUCAUUCAAUAAAAUAUUUUCGGCAGUAUU
Gadus chalcogrammus (walleye pollock) is the source of this 2750-nucleotide messenger RNA. Its product is annotated as proton-coupled zinc antiporter SLC30A8-like. Gene Ontology annotation, cellular component: plasma membrane. Gene Ontology annotation, molecular function: zinc ion transmembrane transporter activity. The record is from RefSeq and is a predicted model, not a curated record. The coding region runs from base 309 to 1481 and encodes 390 amino acids. Gene Ontology annotation, biological process: zinc ion transmembrane transport; response to glucose; response to zinc ion. The transcript is spliced from 10 exons. Lineage: Eukaryota; Metazoa; Chordata; Actinopteri; Gadiformes; Gadidae.